UCUCUUUGUUGUGUAUAUAUAUAUUUAGUAAUGGAGGACUUUCGAAGCAGAAGUUUAGCGAUAAAAGAGCUAGUUGCGAAUUUAAGGGAUUGUGGGUUCUCUGUUUCCGAAUUGGAUUUUCAUAAACCUACUUCCUCACGUACAUUGGACCUUUACACUUUUUUUUUCAAGUUACUGGAUCCUUGGAUGAUUCCAGCCUAUCGUAGUCUAUUAGACAAUGCCAAGGAUCGUUUACAACUUGCAUAUAUAGACCAAACCGUUGUGUUCAAUGCAAUGGAAGACAUUACCAUACAUGGUUUCCUUAAAGACUUUCUCUCCAUGAUUUCCGUUCCUGAUUUUGAUUUGACUGAUAUUCUGACACCCACACCUCAACGACAAACGUUUAUUGUUCUGGCAUUGAAUAAUUUUACUGUAGAAGCGCUUCGUUGUAAGCGACACAUAUUACCACUUCUCGAACCCUUGAAAGAACAAGCAGAGACAUUUAAUAGAUUAUUAGCAGAAAAGGACUCUCUUGAUAAACUUCUCAAGGAAAAACAAAAAAGGAAAGAAGAAGAUAAUCGUUUAGCGGAUCUGAAAGUAACCGAAAAUGAAAAGAUUCGGGAAGUCUUGUUUGAAUAUCGAAAGGAAUCCGAAGUCAAUGGAACUUCAUUAAAAUUAGAUCGUGAAAAACGACAGCGUUUAAAAGACACUGUGAGUGGUGUUCAUUUUGCGCUGAUGGAUUGUAAGAGCAAGUACACAGUGUUCAAGGAUAACAUUGAUAUCGAUAUAGAAAAAGCGGAAGCAGAAAUGAAGGAACUGGCUCAUAAGACGGACAUGGUCAAACAAGAGCAACUGAAAAAACAACAAGAGUUGGCGCAACAUAGAGUAGAACGUGCCUUGGCAAAGUCAAGAUCAGAACUAUUAGACCAACUGAAGCAAUCUGCAGCAGAGAACAAGCGAUUAGAAGCUGAAUUAAAACGACUAUGGCAAAGUGUGGAAACCAUGCAAAAGGAAAAAGAAGCGGCGUUGGACGAAGAACGGGAGUUGAAACAAAUCAUCAAUCAAAUCGAAAUAAACCUAAGAACAACAGAACUCGAAAUGGAGAAAUGUGACGAACAAGAUGCUAAACUGGACGAAACUAAAAAAAUCUAUUGGGAAAAAAGCAUCAAGCAAGACGACGAAUUGAGAGAAACCUUGAAAGAGUUACGUCGUGCCGAAGAUGCAUUGAACGAAGAAACGAAGGGCUAUCAAAAGCAAAUCAAUGAAGUUUUAAGUGCUCAUAUGGAAGUAAUGGAAUUAUUAGCGCCUAAAAUACAAUUAUUGGAUGCUCAAAUGGAAAGACUAUUACUAGAAACUGAAGAUUGAAACAAAUAAAACUAGAGAAGAAUAAAAGAGAUCACUCUCUCUUCCUCUUUCCC
Mucor mucedo is the source of this 1397-nucleotide messenger RNA. RefSeq lists its product as uncharacterized. The coding region runs from base 31 to 1344 and encodes 437 amino acids. The record is from RefSeq and is a predicted model, not a curated record. Lineage: Eukaryota; Fungi; Mucoromycota; Mucoromycetes; Mucorales; Mucoraceae. The transcript is spliced from 7 exons. Gene Ontology annotation, cellular component: Ndc80 complex; kinetochore.